Molecule: messenger RNA, 3126 nt
Organism: Rhododendron vialii
Lineage: Eukaryota; Viridiplantae; Streptophyta; Magnoliopsida; Ericales; Ericaceae
Exons: 8
Coding region: 543-2894 (783 amino acids)
Cellular component (GO): nuclear pore
Source: RefSeq, a predicted model, not a curated record
UUUUUUUUUAACCAGGUUACAUCUUUCCAAUAAUCCAAAUGCAAUUUCUGUUUUUGGCCCCAUUUUCUCUGUUUCUCCUUUUUUCACUGUCUCUUGGCAGUUUUUUUUUCUUUCUGUGUCUGAGGAAAUGACCACGCGGAAAGCGUACUGUUUUGGCUAUAGUAUUUGAUUUCUUGUGAUCUGAAGAGAUUUAAUGCGUAGAUCUUGUCAAUCCCUUUCUCUGCUUCGUCACGUUCUGAAUUUUGACUCUCUCUCUCUCUCUCCAUUUCUCUUUCUCAACCUCCCACUCCCCCACUCUCCCUCUCUCAGCACUUUAUUUUCAGGCUUUCAGUUAUUGCUUCAGAAUGGUCUCUCUCUCUCUCUCUCUCUCUCUCUCUCACACACACACACACACACACAAACACAAACACAUUUCGGCUUCCUCUGUAAUUGGGUGAGAUGUGUUAGUAGUAAUAAUCAUUUUCCGUCAUAUGCAUCAUGCCCAUUGGUGGAAUUGGAGCUGCUUCUUUCAUCACAGUUGAAAAGGUUGAUAUAUAUCUAGGAUGAGGGAGAUUGACAACAAGAAAAAUCCAAGUAGUCUUCAAACAAAACGUUCCGGAAGAUCCGAGAGAAGAGAUCGCAAAGUGCCGCAACAAAAUGCUGUCAAAACUUUGACUGGAAAAGAAAAAUCUAAAGCUUCAUAUGCUAAACCAGAUUCCAAAACAUUUGUAAGGGAGCCAAACACGGCGACAGACUCCACUGAAGUUUAUGAAAACAUGGAUAUACAUUAUGUCGAUGAUGUGAACAGUUUUGAAGGCGCAUCUCAAGAUUCCAAAUCCAAUGAAAUGAUUGACAAGGAGAAGAUAACUGUAUUAAAUGAGACUCCUAGUGAUUUGGAGAAAGAAUCAGAUACUGUAUCAUCCCAAGGGGAUUCACAAACAGCUGAGGAUGAGAAAGUUGAAAGACUUUCAACCGUUCCUGUAAAGCUUGCGAGAAAAGAUUCCGCUGAAGGCCUUUCCAGAGUGAAAUCUGAUCGGAGAACAGAUAAGCUGCAGAUGACAGCAUCAAAUAACACUCCAAAGAAAGACAUAGAUUCCAAUAAAGGGCCUGGUAAUGGAACUUUGGGAAAAAUGUCGGAUAAAAACUCGGGAAGUAUGGAAGUUGCUCCGAAACCUUCAUCAGAAUCCUCUGAAGGUGUUGAUGAGAAGCCACUUGAUGGAAAGGAAGUGGAUGUUUUGGAUGAGGUCUCAAUUGGUGCCCAGAGUAUCAGAAGUGAUGAUGAAACAGUUAACGAGGAGGAAAAUGGUGCGCAUGAAGAUCAAGCAGCUUUAGACCAAAAGAUUGAAGAAAUGGAAUCAAGAAUUGAAAAACUUGAAGAGGAGCUCAGAGAAGUGGCUGCUCUCGAGAUUUCGCUCUAUUCUGUUGUACCUGAGCAUGGUAAUUCCGCACACAAAUUGCACACGCCGGCUCGACGCCUUUCUAGACUGUAUAUUCAUGCUUGCAAAUAUUGGUCGCUAGACAAGCGAGCCACGGUGGCUAGAAACACAGUUUCAGGACUUGUUUUGGUUGCCAAGUCAUGUAUCAAUGAUGUCCCAAGGUUGACUUUCUGGCUGUCGAACACUGUGGUACUGAGGGAAAUUAUCUCUGAAGCAUUUGGAAGUUCAUGUAGCUCGAGUUCCAUUUCAAAGAUUUUUGAGUUAAAUGGGGGAGGAAAGAAAAGUGAAGGGUUUUCGUCAAUUAAAUGGAAGGGGAAUUUCGGCAGGAGACAGACAAAUAAGCAUGAUUUAAUUCAACUUGUGGAUGAUUGGAAAGAAACACGAACAUUCAUUGCAGCACUAGAGAAAGUCGAGUCCUGGAUUUUCUCUAGAAUAGUCGAGUCAAUAUGGUGGCAGACCUUAACUCCUAAUAUGCAAUCUCCAGUUGAGGAUUCAACUAAGACUAAAACCAUUGGUAGAUUAUUGGGACCUGCCUUGGGUGACCAGAAUCAGGGGAACUUUUCAAUUAACCUUUGGAAAAAUGCUUUCGAAGAUGCUUUCAAGAGACUUUGUCCAGUCCGGGCAGGAGGGAAUGAAUGUGGUUGCUUACCUGUGUUGGCAAGAAUGGUAAUGGAACAGUGUGUUUCCAGACUAGAUGUGGCCAUGUUCAACGCUAUUCUGCGUGAGUCAGCCGAGGAGAUUCCAACUGAUCCAAUAUCAGAUCCUAUAGUCGAUUCCAAGGUUUUGCCAAUUCCAGCUGGGGAUUUGAGCUUUGGAUCUGGUGCACAACUCAAAAAUUCUGUUGGCAAUUGGUCCAGAUGGCUUACUGAAAUAUAUGGCAUGGAUGCUGUUGAUUCUCCACGUGAAGAUCAGCACGCAAAUGAGAAUGAUGCCAUGCAGGGACCCAAACAUUUCCAGCUUCUCAAUCAGCUGAGUGAUCUUUUGAUGCUUCCAAAAGAUUUGCUUAUGGACCGUUCGGUCAAGACAGAGGUUUGCCCAUCCAUUAGUCUUCCACUAGUUAAACGAAUACUCUGCAACUUUACUCCAGAUGAGUUCUGCCCUGAUCCUGUCCCAGGUGCUGUUUUAGAGGAAGUAAAUGCUGAGUGUAUCAUAGAGCGCAGAAUAUCCGGAGAAAGCAGCUUCCCUUAUAAUGCUUCCCCUGUUGUCUAUACCCCUCCCUCCCCUGCUAAUGUGGCGGAGGUACUAGCCGAGGCCGGAGGGAAACCGCAGUUGGCUAGGAAUCUGUCUGCUAUACAGAGGAAGGGAUAUACCAGCGAUGAAGAAUUGGAGGAGUUGGAAUCUCCUCUAACAUCGGUCCUUGAUGAGUCACCAACAUCUCCAUCUGUUUUGUCAAAUGGAAACAGGAAACACAAGGACCAAACUGAUAAAAAUGGUGGAAAUACGAGGUAUGAUCUCCUCCGUGAAGUGUGGUUAUCAUGAAUGAUACUGGAAGUUGUACGUGCAUAAUAGUAACGUUUGUUUUUUGUAUUUGAAGAUAACAAAUUAAAGUAAAUAGGAGUCGAAAUGAAAGGAUGGUUUUCUGGAUAUCCUGAAAUGUUGUCUUAUAGCAGUAAGCUAGCUUUCUUGUACAUUAGGAUUUUGAUUGUGAUGAUGUUACGACUCAAAAAGGAAAUCUUGCGUUCAAUAAAAGUCUUUUCAAUUUGUUUUGGAA